CAGUGAUGAAGAGUUCGAGGAGGAGGAACCAGAGGAGAUUCGUCUCCUCGAACACCACAGCGCUCUCCUUCAGUCCUCAAACCUCACCCGCGUGGACCAAAUGGAGGUGCAGCAGGCUGAGGAGGAGGAGGAGGAGGAGGAUGUUAUCGGGCCAGGUGGAGGCAGCUACCAGCACGUCGUGGCCCUGGCCCAGGCCCUCGUGGAACUGCGCCACCGCCGCUACGUCACUCCCAGGCAAGCCAGAGAGAUCACCGCUCUCUGGCUGAAGUUGAGUGAUUGGGACAAGGCAGCGGUCAAAUUCCCCCCCCCGUCACCAGGGCCGGCUUGUCCAAGGCCGAUUCCGGACCACCCAGCGGCACGCUCACAUGCCAGGGGUGUGGAUAGUGUGAAGCGUGCGGUCCUGGGCAAGGGGGCGGGAGCGGCGCAGUCUCCCGAUGUGUCGAGGCUUGUGGAGGCUGUCCUGCUGGACCUCAGCAUCCUCCACUGCAGCGAGGGCAGGAAGAUUGCCGGGGUCUGGAUUCCUCGCUGGGGUGCCGUCAUGAGGGACUAUCUAACAAUUUGCGAGAAUGUUUAUAGUUGUGCAGCCCUCAUGACGAGCACCCGCAUCCAGCUAUAUGAUGUCAAUCGGCGGACCCUGACGCAAUGGCACAACCAGAGGAGCAAGGCCAUGAUGAGGGACACCAUCGCCAUUGCAGUCCUGGGGCCCAGCACUCCCCAGACUGCAGCGGAGCCCCUGCCUGCCCCACCGACUGUGCUGCAGCAGCCUGAGCAGCCAGACCAGCCCCUCCAGCACCGCCUGCCCACGGACGCUUCUGGUCCUGGACCUCAUCGUCGCCAGCUCCUCCACUGCCUCCUCCUCCUCCUCCUCAUCAGCCACCCCACAAGCCUCCAGCGCGGACGCCGUCCUGUCCACCAGCGUCAGCGCGGAGGCCGGUGACAUCCCCCUCCACAGCCACAGCUGCCACUGCUCCACCAGUGCCAAGGAACACCGCCUGGAGGCGCAAGCUCCAGGAGGAGAAAGAGCGUUGUGCCGGGAGCUGGGAGAACACUUAAAACCAGCAAAGAAGGUCUCCCACUUUAACUGCAGGCGCAGUGGCCAACCGAAGACGCGGGCGUUUGGCCACAGCCGCUACAAGAAGGAGACCUUCUGCUCCCGGGCCGAGGGGAAAGGGAGAACUGUGGAGCAGUGGCUGGCAGAGGUGAAGGGGCGUGAUGGAGCAGCCCCCCCUGCCUGAGCGAACACUUCACUUUGUGUGUGUGUGUGUGUGUGAGUGAGUGAUGGGGCGGCUCCCCCUCUCUGAACGAACGCUUUGUGUGUGUGUGUGUGUGUGUGUGUGUGUGUGUGUGUGUGUGUGUGUGUGUGUGUUUGGGAGGGAGGGAUUUGUAAAUAUUGUGUAUAUAGUGUAUUUAGUUUGUCAAUUAUGUUUGCUAAAUAAAUAUUGUGUAUAUAGUUGUCUUAUAUAAGAUAUUCCUUUAUUUGUCCC
Dicentrarchus labrax (European seabass) is the source of this 1484-nucleotide messenger RNA. RefSeq lists its product as uncharacterized. The coding region runs from base 101 to 937 and encodes 278 amino acids. The record is from RefSeq and is a predicted model, not a curated record. The transcript is spliced from 3 exons. Lineage: Eukaryota; Metazoa; Chordata; Actinopteri; Moronidae.